CUUGUGCGUUGUUGUUGCUGCUGGUACUGGUGGUGCUUUGGCAUGGCCCGGACAAAGCAGACGGCGCGGAAAUCCACGGGCGGGAAGGCGCCCCGCAAGCAGCUGGCCACCAAGGCUGCCCGCAAGAGCGCGCCGGCCACGGGCGGCGUCAAGAAGCCGCACCGCUACCGGCCCGGCACGGUGGCGCUGCGCGAGAUCCGCCGCUACCAGAAGUCCACGGAGCUGCUGAUCCGCAAGCUGCCCUUCCAGCGCCUGGUGCGCGAGAUCGCGCAGGACUUCAAGACCGACCUGCGCUUCCAGAGCUCGGCCGUCAUGGCUCUGCAGGAGGCCAGCGAGGCUUAUCUGGUGGGGCUCUUCGAGGACACCAACCUGUGCGCCAUCCACGCCAAGCGCGUCACCAUCAUGCCCAAGGACAUCCAGCUAGCCCGCCGCAUCCGCGGCGAGCGCGCCUAAAUUUUUGGUUCCACCUUGCCUAAACACAAAGGCUCUUUUAAGAGCCACUAUA
This is a messenger RNA of Cinclus cinclus, 505 nucleotides long. Its product is annotated as histone H3. Gene Ontology annotation, molecular function: DNA binding; structural constituent of chromatin; protein heterodimerization activity. The transcript has a single exon. NCBI's taxonomy places the organism in Eukaryota, Metazoa, Chordata, Aves, Passeriformes, Cinclidae. Gene Ontology annotation, cellular component: nucleosome. The coding region runs from base 43 to 453 and encodes 136 amino acids. The record is from RefSeq and is a predicted model, not a curated record.